Molecule: messenger RNA, 738 nt
Organism: Sorex fumeus (smoky shrew)
Lineage: Eukaryota; Metazoa; Chordata; Mammalia; Eulipotyphla; Soricidae
Gene: BTG4
Product: BTG anti-proliferation factor 4
Exons: 5
Coding region: 1-738 (245 amino acids)
Biological process (GO): negative regulation of cell population proliferation; negative regulation of mitotic cell cycle
Cellular component (GO): nucleus; cytoplasm
Source: RefSeq, a predicted model, not a curated record
AUGAGAGAUGAAAUUGCAACAACAGUUUUCUUUUUCACAAGACUGGCAAAAAAACACGAUAAACUGAGUAAACAGCAAAUUGAAGAUUUUGCAGAAAAGCUAACGACAAUUUUGUUUGAAACAUAUAAAAGUCACUGGCACUCUGAUUGCCCUUCUAAAGGUCAAGCCUUCAGGUGUAUCAGGAUAAACAAUAACCAGAAUAAAGAUCCCAUUCUAGAAAAGGCUUGUGCUGAAAGUAAUGUGGAUUUUUCUCACCUGGGACUUCCAAAGGAGAUGACCAUAUGGGUAGAUCCCUUUGAAGUGUGCUGUAGAUAUGGUGAGAGAAACCAUCCGUUUACAAUUGCUUCCUUUAAAGGCAGAUGGGAGGAAUGGAAACUAUCCCAACAAAUCAGUCAUGCUGUGAGUAGAGCUGCCUUAGACUACUCCUCAGGCACUUCCUCUGAUGAAGAAAGUUGUAACAACGAACCACAGCUAAUUCCUAAAGUCAGAAAUCCAAAGAGUGUUUAUCAGGUUGAAAAUUUGAAACAGCCCUUUCAGCCUUGGUUCCAAAUCCCCUGCAAAAUGAAUGGUCAUGUGGGCCUCUUAGAAAGUAAUUACUAUAGGUUGCAUAGGAACCCUAAAUGUUAUAGACCUGUUGCACUACACAGGGUGGACAGAUACCACUGGGUCAACCAAAAUCGAAAAAGAAGUGACUAUUUAUGGAUCUCUGCAGGAAAGCCAACAAAUGAGAUUGUAUAG